GCCGGGCCACAGCGAGCCCCGCCGCGCCGAGAGUCCCCGCGGCCGCCAGCUUUGGUGUCCAAAACCCCCGACGGGACUCCUCAGUGGCCUUGGCGAUCUCCUUCUUUAGACACUGCAGUUGCCAUGGGAACAGUUGGGAAUUAACGGGGACCAGACCAACCACUAGCCCUUCUAGGACCAAUCCCAUCCCUCCCGCUCAACGCCUCAGGCAGGCGUGGGCCUGGCAUUUCUUUGCAGCUCAGGCUUUCUUCCGCCACCCCCACCCCCCCUUUUUCAUGGGUUUGUCCUUCAGAUGUAAGAAACAGCGCAGUGCUUGAAGGCAGGUAUGAGGAGGAGGGAGAGGGUAAUACCUUGACAUAAUAGCUGCAGACACGACUAGGCAGAAGGUAAGGUGGCCUCUGCCAUCUCAGGUCAGUGGGAGGGCAUACUGGAAGGACCUGUGGAGUGGGAAGGCAGUGCUGCUUUUGAGACAAGUCACAAGAUUGGGCCAGGAACUGUCCCCUGGGGCUCCUCAUCAUGAUGGCUGUGGAAGGGUCAACUAUUACCAGCCGGAUCAAGAACCUACUGCGAUCCCCAUCCAUCAAAUUACGCAGGAGUAAGGCAGGAAACCGGCGAGAAGACCUCAGCUCCAAGGUGACCUUGGAGAAGGUGCUUGGGAUAACAGUGUCUGGAGGCAGAGGACUUGCCUGCGACCCCCGAUCUGGUUUAGUUGCCUACCCAGCUGGGUGUGUGGUCGUGCUGUUCAAUCCCCGAAAACACAAACAGCACCACAUCCUCAACAGUUCCAGGAAAACCAUCACUGCCCUUGCCUUCUCUCCUGAUGGCAAGUACCUGGUCACUGGAGAGAGUGGGCACAUGCCUGCUGUCCGGGUUUGGGACGUGGCUGAGCAUAGCCAGGUGGCGGAGCUGCAGGAGCAUAAAUAUGGUGUGGCUUGUGUGGCCUUCUCUCCAAGCGCCAAGUACAUUGUGUCUGUGGGCUACCAGCAUGACAUGAUCGUCAAUGUCUGGGCCUGGAAGAAAAACAUUGUGGUGGCCUCCAAUAAGGUGUCCAGUCGGGUGACAGCAGUGUCCUUCUCUGAAGAUUGCAGCUACUUUGUCACUGCAGGCAACCGGCACAUCAAAUUCUGGUACCUCGAUGACAGUAAGACCUCAAAGGUGAACGCCACUGUGCCCCUGCUGGGCCGCUCAGGGCUACUGGGGGAGCUACGAAACAACCUGUUCACUGAUGUGGCCUGUGGUCGAGGGAAGAAGGCCGACAGCACCUUCUGCAUCACGUCCUCAGGGCUGCUGUGCGAGUUCAGCGAUCGGAGGCUUUUGGAUAAGUGGGUGGAACUGAGAACCACUGUGGCCCACUGCAUCUCCGUGAGCCAAGACUACAUCUUCUGUGGUUGUGCUGAUGGCACCGUGCGCCUCUUCAACCCCUCUAAUCUGCACUUUCUCAGCACACUGCCCCGGCCCCAUGCCCUGGGGACAGACAUUGCCAGUGUCACUGAGGCCAGUCGCCUCUUCUCUGGAGUGGCCAAUGCCAGGUAUCCAGACACCAUUGCCUUGACUUUUGAUCCUACUAAUCAGUGGCUGUCUUGUGUAUACAACGACCACAGCAUUUAUGUUUGGGAUGUGAGGGACCCCAAGAAAGUGGGCAAGGUGUACUCAGCUCUGUAUCAUUCCUCCUGCGUCUGGAGUGUAGAGGUCUACCCUGAAGUGAAGGACAGUAACCAGGCCUGCUUGCCUCCAAGUUCCUUUAUCACCUGUUCCUCAGACAACACCAUCCGCCUGUGGAACACAGAGAGCUCGGGGGUACAUGGCUCCACCCUGCACCGAAACAUUCUCAGCAAUGACCUCAUUAAGAUCAUCUAUGUGGAUGGGAACACACAGGCCCUGCUGGACACUGAGCUGCCAGGAGGAGACAAAGCCGAUGGGUCCCUGAUGGAUCCCCGUGUGGGCAUUCGCUCUGUGUGUAUCAGCCCCAACGGACAGCAUCUAGCUUCUGGGGACCGUGUAGGCACGCUCAGGGUGCAUGAGCUGCAGUCUCUCAGUGAAAUGCUAAAGGUGGAGGCCCAUGACUCAGAAAUUCUAUGCCUGGAGUACUCUAAGCCAGACACAGGUCUGAAACUGUUGGCAUCAGCGAGCCGGGAUCGGCUCAUCCAUGUGCUAGAUGCUGGCCGUGAAUACAGCCUGCAGCAGACGUUGGACGAGCACUCAUCCUCUAUCACUGCUGUCAAGUUUGCAGCCAGCGAUGGGCAAGUCCGUAUGAUCAGCUGUGGAGCAGACAAGAGCAUCUACUUCCGCACAGCACAGAAGUCUGGAGAUGGAGUACAGUUUACACGGACGCACCAUGUGGUACGGAAGACGACCCUCUAUGACAUGGAUGUGGAGCCCAGCUGGAAGUACACGGCCAUCGGCUGCCAGGACCGAAAUAUUCGGAUCUUUAACAUCAGCAGUGGGAAGCAGAAGAAGCUUUUUAAAGGGUCACAGGGUGAGGACGGCACUCUCAUUAAGGUGCAGACAGACCCCUCAGGGAUCUAUAUCGCCACCAGUUGUUCUGACAAGAACCUCUCCAUUUUUGACUUCUCCUCAGGCGAGUGUGUGGCCACCAUGUUUGGCCACUCAGAGAUUGUCACUGGCAUGAAGUUUAGUAAUGACUGCAAACAUCUCAUCUCUGUGUCAGGGGACAGCUGUAUAUUUGUAUGGCGCCUGAGCUCUGAGAUGACCAUCAGUAUGAGGCAGCGUCUGGCCGAGCUGCGCCAGCGUCAGCGAGGGGUCAAGCAGCAAGGACCGUCUUCUCCCCAAAGGGCUGCAGGUCCCAGCCGGCACGAGGCCCCAUCGAUGCUGUCUCCUGGACCAGCUCUGUCAUCAGAUAGUGACAAGGAGGGAGAAGACGAAGGCACUGAAGAAGAAGAACUUCCAGCUCUGCCUAUCCUUGCCAAGGGUGCCAAGAAAGAACAAGCCUCAGUGCCUGGCCCAGUCCUGCCCCGAAGCCUGUCCCACUGGGAGAUGAGUCGGGAGGAGGAGACAGUGGAAUUCUUGGCUCCAGCUCCUGUGGCCAACCAAGGACCCAGAAGGAGAAGCCGCUGGGCUCAGCCAGGCGUGGAGUUGAGUGUCCGCUCCAUGCUGGACCUACGGCAGCUGGAAACACUGGCCCCAAGCCCUCGAGGCCCUAGCCAAGACUUGUUGGCCAUGACCCCCUCUUGCCCUGGGAAACAUGGUCAGCAGGUCCCUGAGACCUCACAUGCUAGCCAGAAUGAAAAGCCCCCUCGGCCUCAGGCUUCCCAACCCUGUUCCUGCCCCCACAUUAUUCGAUUGUUGUCCCAAGAGGAAGGGGUCUUUGCGCAAGAUCUGGAGCCUGCACCCAUCGAAGAUGGUAUUGUCUACCCGGAGCCGAGUGACAGCCCCACCCUGGAUACCAGUGAGUUCCAGGUGCAAGCUCCAGCCCGAGGGACUCUGGGAAGAGUGUAUCCAGGCAGCAGGGGCUCUGAGAAGCACAGCCCUGACAGUGCCUGCUCUGUGGAUUAUAGUAGCAGCCGCCUUUCCAGCCCUGAGCACCCCAAUGAAGACUCUGAGAGCACGGAGCCCCUGAGUGUGGAUGGCAUUUCCUCAGACCUUGAAGAGCCAGCCGAGGGUGAUGAUGAAGAGGAGGAAGAAGAGGGAGGCAUUGGCUCCUAUGGGCUGCAGGAAGGCAGUCCCCAUACCCCAGACCAGGAGCAGUUUCUAAAACAGCACUUUGAGACUCUGGCCAAUGGGUCCGCUCCAGGGGGCCCAGUCCGGGUACCAGAGAGGACAGAGUCUCGGAGCAUAUCUUCACGAUUCCUGUUGCAAGUGCAGACCCCCCCACUCAGGAAGCUGUCUCCAUCUUCCUCAAGCCUGGCGCUGACAUCGAGACCAGUCCAAAUGCUGCAGGCUUCGGGUGAGCAGCUGAGAGGCAGUGGUGCCAGUCCUCCGGGAGCACCUCCAGAGGCAGAGCCCUCCUCUGGAAAUGGUGGCCCCCAGCAAACGGUUCCUGUGCUUUUGCCUCGACGCCGACUCAAUCUGGAUAGCAGCUGGUCCCCCAAGAGAGUGGCUGCGGCCAGCCCCUUAGGUGGACUCCAGAAAGCCCAGUCUGUGCAGAGUCUGGUGCCACAAGAUGAGGCCCCUCCACCAGGCCCAUUGCUCUUACAGGGGAUGGAGGCCCAGGAGGGCCUGCAGUCCCUGCCACAGGCUGAUGGCCGUCUUUCUCAGCCUCACUCCUACCAGAACCCCACCACCAGUUCCAUGGCCAAGAUGUCCCGUAGCAUCUCUGUUGGGGAGAACUUGGGGCUGGCAGCUGAACCUCAAGCUCCUGCUCCCAUUCGAGUCUCACCGCUCAGCAAGCUAGCCCUGCCCAGCCGGGCUCACCUGGUCCUGGACAUCCCAAAGCCACUGCCUGACCGUCCUACUUUGGCCACAUUCUCACCUGUUACCAGGGGACGAGCCCCUGGUGAGGCGGACCGGCCUGGAUCCCCAGCGGGCCUGGGAAAGGCUCAUAGUACAUCUGAGAGGCGGGCCUGUUUGGGGGAGGGUGCCCCUCCCAAGCCUAGGACAGAGUGCCAGGCUCAGCCUGGGCCCAACAGCCCCUGUGGCCAGCAACUGCCGGUCAGCCCCCUCUUCCGAGACCCCGAAAACUUGCAGUCCCCAACCCCUGAGAAGAUUCCCAGCCCCACGGAAUGCACCAGGCCAAGGGCAGUCCUGAGCCAGGACUCAGAACCAGCAGUGAGCCUGGAGCAGUGUGAACAACUCGUGGCAGAGCUCCAGGGCAAUGUGCGCCAGGCUGUGCGGCUCUACCACUUGGUGGCUGGCUGCAAGACACCCUCAGCGGAGCAAAGUCGCAUCACCCAGCUCCUCAGAAACACCUUCUCUUCAGUGAGGCAGGAGCUAGAGGCCCUGGCCGGUGCCGUGCUGUGCAGCCCGGGUGGGAGCCCGGGGACUGUGGGAGCUGAGCAAACACAGGCCCUGCUAGAGCAAUACUCAGAGCUGCUGCUUCGGGCUGUGGAGCAGCGCAUGGAACGUAGACUCUAGCUCCAGAAUUCUAUUCCAAGUGAAUGCUUCCCUUAUUCCGAACUGUAGCCCCUGCUCCACUCUCCAAAACCUAUGGGGAUGCUUGGAGUGGAUCGCAGGGAUCAGUGCUCAGAGGGGAAGCAGUUUUCCCAGCUACUCCUCAUGGGACCCCUGUAUUUAUUAAUUUAUUUCCCUGACUGUCGCCUCACUUUGAGAACCCCUGCCUCCACAGCCCCUUCAGUGGCUCAUGCAGGGUAGGUCUUGGAUCCUUGUCAUCUUGGUGCUGUGAGGAGUAGGAGGGCAGCCUGCCCUAUCUGGGGGGAAAUUGGGAAGGGCAGGCCCUCUCUUCUUAGAAGCCAUUUGAAAUUACUGCAGGGAUCAGCUCCCUGGGGUGGAGCACACACAGGGUAUUUGGUGGGGGGGAAGUGAGAGGCCACGUGGCAUUCAGUGCCGUUCAGCCAACAGCAGAGCUUCACCUCUACCUCCACUUCCCCUCCCACACCAGCUGCACUCCCCUGGCUGCCAGAGCAGGGGGUUAUGUUUUCCUCACUUCCUGGCAGUUGUGUAAGGCAGAGCCCUCUAAGUCCUCCAGGGCAUUCCCAAGCCAUCAGGAGGCUUGAGUUGGUAUCAAGGCCUGAGCCCCUACAUUCCACUCCCACUCUCCCUCUAAGAGAGCCCUAGCAUUAUCUCUAUCCCUGUGCCCCCUUUCUUUCCUGGCCAGAACUCGUGGAGACAGCUGUGGGAUGUUGCUGCGGGACAGUAAAGCCCUCUGCUGGGCAAACAUAAAGCCCUGGCUUCCUCCUCUUAACCCCUUGGUCUUCCCUAUCCUCCCAACCCUGGUCCCCAGUAGGCUGCUAGACCCAGAGGCCACCUUCUCCUUGCAUCCUGAGUGAUGCCCAGUCAGAAGCCUGUGUUAGAACUUCCCUCAUGGUUUACAGGGCACCAGCCCACCUUCUUCGGACCUUGGCCACAAAAGUCUACACACACACACACACACACACACACACACACAUGUUUAGUGAGUAUUCAUCGCUAGAGUACCUGGCUGGUUGAUGUGUGGCUGGUUACCCUUCAUGUACUACUCCUACUUCACCACCCUGGCUCAUGUGGAACUGUCAAGGAGCAUGAAAAGGACUGGAAUGUAGUAACCUGAAUUCUGGAUUCUUGGUGUCCACAACCUAGCUGAUGUGAGAUGGUUUGUAGGUUCCUAGUUUGGGUGGAAGGAGCCUCCUCAAAGGCAGUGCUGGGCACCCAAGAUGCUCUGGAUACUGGAACUUGAGGGGAGGGGGAGGCACAUGGGGCUGCAGAAAGGGCCAAGAGACACACUGGAAAGGUGGUAGAUGGGACAGGUAAGUAGUAGAGGGAAGGGGGUAGAUUAAAGGGCAGUUGUUAGGGAUGAGGGGAAGGAGAUAGGGUAGAGUGGGCAGGUAGAGUAGGACCAAGUAGUAAAGCAGUUGUUGAGUUGGAAUGAAGAACACGUGUCUCUGGGCCCUACUGCUUCCCUCUGCCUCAGGUAAGUCAGUGUAGCUUUCCUGAAGCCCCAGGCCGCAGCAACCUAGUCUCCCACGGACAGGCCCUUGGGGCCCUGCUGGUUCUAUAGGUAGUAACUUAGAAAGAAGUUGGUUUCUGUACAAUGCCCAGCUCUUGUUUGCAUCAGCCAGGUGCACCAGAACAGAUGAAACCUAGUUCACCCCCACUCUUCUGUACUACUACCACCUGCAUGGCCAAACUGCAAAGAAACCCUGGCCCCAGGAACUCCUGCAGCUGAGGGUGGACCCUGCAGGGCUGCAGCUGCCCUUGUGAGGGUUAGAAGUCUACUACCACUCCCCCAACCGGCACAACAGCCACAGCCCAGCCCCAAGAGGGCUCAAGCCUGGCCCUCUGGUCUGGGUUCUUCUGAAAUCCUCAGCCAGCCAGCCCCUCAGAGGAGGGAGCUACACUACCGCUAAGGUUUGUGAGAAGGUGGCCGCCCUUUCUCUACCUCAGCCGAGUGCUUAGGUGGGAGAGGGGGUCUUAUGGCCGCCGGCACCCGUCCCUUCUGCAUGUCUGAGGCCAUCGGCAACUGCCCCCCCAACCCUGACUAGAUUUACCCUGACCCAGUUUUGAAAACCUCCUUAUUUAUAACUUUUAUACUUUGUCCAGGCCAUGGCGCUUCCCUCCUCCCGAGGUCUCACGGGGCAGGGGCCAUUUUUAACUCGUCCGUUUGUAUUGAUGUAUGAACUCAUCAAUAAACAAUCAUUUGUUAAA
Molecule: messenger RNA, 7257 nt
Organism: Hyaena hyaena (striped hyena)
Lineage: Eukaryota; Metazoa; Chordata; Mammalia; Carnivora; Hyaenidae
Gene: MAPKBP1
Product: mitogen-activated protein kinase binding protein 1
Exons: 30
Coding region: 517-5031 (1504 amino acids)
Molecular function (GO): protein binding
Source: RefSeq, a predicted model, not a curated record